This is a messenger RNA of Fukomys damarensis (Damara mole-rat), 1742 nucleotides long. RefSeq names its product solute carrier family 22 member 13. The transcript has 10 exons. The coding region runs from base 63 to 1721 and encodes 552 amino acids. The record is from RefSeq and is a predicted model, not a curated record. Gene Ontology annotation, biological process: transmembrane transport. NCBI's taxonomy places the organism in Eukaryota, Metazoa, Chordata, Mammalia, Rodentia, Bathyergidae. Gene Ontology annotation, cellular component: membrane. Gene Ontology annotation, molecular function: transmembrane transporter activity.
AAAGCAAAGUGCCUCAUAACUAAACUCAAGAGCUAUCUGGUGCUCCCAGGUGUCCAGUAGUCAUGGCUCACUUUGCUCAGGUUCUGGAUGAAAUAGGUGACUUUGGUCGCUUUCAGGUACAGGUGACGAUCUUAUUGUGUGUCCCCACCUUCCUGUCUGCCUUCCAGAUUUUUGGCUACAUGUUCAUGAUCCAGAAUGAGGCCCACCAUUGUUCGGUGUCCUGGGUCCAGAACCACAUUUUCAACUGGAGUGCUGCUGAGCAGCUGGCCCUGAGUGUGCCUCUGGAUGCUACAGGCAGGCCCGAGUCUUGCCUCAUGUUUCGGCCACCCGCUGACAAUGCCAGCCUGGAGGACAUCCUCAGUCACCACUUCAAUGAGACACAGCCCUGUGAAACAGGCUGGGUCUAUCCUGAGCAUAAACCCCAAUCCCUAAUGAAUGAGUUCAACCUAGUCUGUGAGCGGAAGCACCUGAAGGAAACCUCGCAGUCCGUGUUCAUGGCUGGACUCCUCAUUGGAGCCCUCAUCUUCGGGCCCAUCAGUGACCGAACUGGCCGCAAAGCCACCUUGUUGAUGCAGCUGCUCCUGUUUGCCAUCGCGAGCCUGGCCACAGCCUUUGCGCCCAGCUUUGAACUUCACAUGGCCCUGCGCUUUGCUAUAGCUACAGCUAUCGGUGGAUAUAGCUUAAACAUUACCACUUUAAUUUCAGAGUGGGUGGGACCCUCAUGGAGAAUGCCUGCUAUGGUCCUGAACUUGACCGCCUUUGCCCUUGGGCAGAUGGUGCUAGCAGGACUCGCCUAUGGUGUCCGCAAAUGGAGGCUCCUUCAGAUCUCCAGCACUGCACCCAUCUUGCUGCUUUUCUUCUGCUUCUGGGUAGUGCCAGAAUCUGCACGGUGGCUCCUCAUUCAGGGGCGGAUGGAGGAGGCCAGGCAAUUGGUCCAGAAGGCAGCAUCAGUCAACAAGAGGGAACUCACCCCAGGGCUCCUAAGCCAGCUGGCUCCAGAGGAGAAAGGCCCCUCGGGGAAUGCCUUUGAUCUUUUCAGAUACCCUCAUCUCCGGAAGGUGACUCUGAUUCUUAUCUGUGUCUGGUUUGUGGACAGUCUGACAUACUAUGGGUUCAGUUUCCAAGUAGGAGACUUUGGCAUGGACAUCUACCUGACACAGCUCAUAUUUGGAGCAGUUGAGCUGCCCUCCCGAAUUUCCAGCAUCUUCUUAAUGGAGAAGUGUGGCCGAAAGUGGAGCCAGUCUGGGAUGCUGAUCCUGGGUGGCCUCAUGCAUAUUAUCAUCACCUUCAUCCCAUCAGAUCUGCCUGUGGUGGUCACCAUGCUGGCCAUGAUAGGGAAGUCUGCAACAGCUGCUGGCUUUACUAUCUCCUAUGUGUAUACUGCUGAGCUCUUCCCCACCAUUAUCCGGCAAACUGGCAUCGGGCUGGCGAGCAUCUUCUCAAGAAUCGGGGGCAUCAUCACUCCACUUGUGAUACUGCUGGGCAAGAACUACAUGGCCCUCCCCAUGCUCAUCUUCGGCAGCCUCCCCAUUGGGGCCGGUGUACUCUGUGCCCUGCUGCCAGAGACACAUGGCCAGAGACUGAAAGACACCAUCCAGGACCUGGAGCAAAGGCCCUCCCCACACAGGUCUCCAAAGGCAGCAGCCCUGGAAAAACAGAUGAAGAUCACAGCAAAAUCUUCUAGGCCAAAAGUGGCCAUUGUGAGCAGCACAUAUUUCUGAUCAUGGCUCCUAAGAGCUGGG